AUGUCCGAGUCCGCCAUUGUCAGUGAUGCCAGCCCCUCCUCUUCCACCCCAACUGUGGGCUAUCUACGCUACAUCGAUGCAUCGGAAGCAGCCGCCAUCGACGAAGAACUCAUGUCGCCCGAAGGGUGUGGCUUCCUCCUUCCCCAACUCAUGGAGCUAGCCGGCCUCGCCUGCGCUCAAGCAGUGUUCAAGUGCUACCCUCCUCACAAGUACCCCAACCUCCUCGUCGCUGCUGGUCCGGGUAAUCAGGGUGGGGAUGGACUGGUGGCCGCUCGACACGCAAAGAUCUGGGGUUAUAAUGUACAGGUGUGGUAUCCAAAGCAGGGAAAGGCAGAUAUCUUUGUCAGUCUAAAGAAGCAGCUCCAGGCCAUGGAAGUUGAUUUUUUGGACGAAGACGGCUUUGACGAUGGACUGAUGUCAGCAGACGUAGUAUUGGACUCGAUCUUUGGCUUCUCCUUCAAAGGUCCUCCUCGACCUCCUUUCGCCGCCGCCCUCGAGUCUAUGAGAGAUGAAUCUCGUCUCGAAUUCAUCGGCCGGAUCACCCGCCCUCCGAUCGUAUCGGUAGAUAUCCCCUCAGGCUGGUCUGUCGACGAAGCACCCGAUGGACAAAGCGACGAAGACGUCUUCACUCCAGACGUCGUCAUCUCCCUCACUGCCCCCAAGACUGGUCUGAAGAGGUUCAACGGAGUCUCCUUGCUGGGCGGAAGGUUCUUGCCGGAGAGCAUUGUUCAGAAGUAUGGACUUGAGACACUCGUGGAUGGGUAUGUGGGGGAUGACCAAGUGAUGGACAUCACAGGAUGGACGCCAGCGCCGGAGGACAAAGAGGGAGUAGGAGAGACUCAGGAGCCUCAGCCCUAG
Molecule: messenger RNA, 858 nt
Organism: Microstroma glucosiphilum
Lineage: Eukaryota; Fungi; Basidiomycota; Exobasidiomycetes; Microstromatales; Microstromataceae
Product: YjeF N-terminal domain-like protein
Exons: 2
Coding region: 1-858 (285 amino acids)
Cellular component (GO): mitochondrion
Molecular function (GO): NAD(P)HX epimerase activity
Source: RefSeq, a predicted model, not a curated record